UUAGCAACUGUGGAAGUUUGUCACAGGGGUCAGUGUCUUUCCCUGGCAAGAUCUGCUCUGCCUUCACCUGGUCAGUUUUUUAUGGCUGUGACUUUUGUCACUGAAUAGGUGCUUUUUGCCUGCAACUAGGACAGUAAUUGUAAAUACCUAUAUUUGAUCACUGAAUCUCACUGUGCUAUAAAAUCUGGAAUGUGUAGAUGUGACUGUGACCUACAAUGAGCACAUUUUAUAGCAAUUGCUAGCUUUCAAAACCUUGGGACCAACAGGUAGGUAGAACAAACAGAGCAAGUGGCAUAUGUUUGAUAUAAGAUGGUAUAAGGACCUUUGAAGUUUUUAUUGUCCUUUUUUUGUAAAACUUAGCUGUUGCUCACCUGCUCCUGAGUGUUGCAUCCAUUCCAUGGCCAAGCAACAAAUGCUUUGUACCUACUGCAUCUUGGCCUGCUUUUGUUAUGCAUUUGUAAUGUGCUGGAGCAACAGCCUUCUGCAGCAGUGACCCCUUACCCAGCCCUUCAUCUCCUCUUGGUGUAAUAGCUUCUCACGUAUGGGGUCAAACCUGUCUCGUCCAGUGUAUGCACCAGAAGUGUGAUCCCUGUGUGCCUAAACACAUGGUGAAUUCCUUCCUUUGAAAUGGUAAGACUUAUUUUUCUGCAUCAGGAGUAGAAAGGAAAGGGUGUGUAUUCUUCUGAUUUGUUUAAAUAACUGGCUUAAAUAUUUAGCUUUAGUAUGGGGGUGGUUUUGUUGUUUCUAAUAAUAUUGUCUUAGGCAGAGAUACAGGAGGAUGUCUUUUGGGAAACCUCCCAGCAAGUAUCUGAGCACUUCAGUUUGUGGUACCCCUAGAACGAGUCUUCUUUAAUUUUCCCUUCUACCACUCUGUCACCAAAAAUUCAGUGGUACAGGAAAGCUUUCCCUUAUAGGUUCCCUCUACAGGACCCAAACACUGGCCUUGUUCUGUAGUCCUGGGUAAGCCACUCAGCCAGUUGUGCUUAGUUUUUCCCUCCUUCAUUAACUGUUGAUCCAUUGUCCUGCACUGGGGAGGACUGCUAGGAAUGCAGCGUAUUCAGUGCAGGCACAAUGCACUGCAGUGACUAGGGUCAUCUAAGGACCAGCUGUGGAAAUUUGGCUGCACUCCUCACUUUCCUUUCCUCCUUGUCAUAGGGCUGUGGAAAAAAAAAAAACACCCCUAAGUUGUCAUGUGCUCAUGGUGGUCAGGGUCACCUAGAUGAGGGCUUGGCUGUUGACAGCAUUUUAUCCAUGACUUUCCUGUACCUCUUUAACACUGCUUUACAGCUACAAGGGGAUAAGCUUUUUGAGGCAAUAAAUUGGAAAUUAUGACCCUGUGGUGGCUACCUUGAAAGUAGUAUCCCCAUUUUCCAGGAAAAGCAGCUUGUGUCUGUUCUUUCUGUUUGUUGAAAUUUGCAGUUUCUGUGUUCAAGUUUUUCAUUCUUCAGCUUUGAGGCUUUGAAGCUAUUUGGAUGCUUGAGUUUCACAUGUAAUUAUCAUUCUUCAGAUAUUGAGUCUAACAGUGCCAGCUGUCACAAGCACCAGGAACCAAACUGGAGGAGCUGACAGUCUCUAGGCAUAGGCAGGUGACGUGACUUAUCCAUGGCCAUAUGGCCAGCUGAGUCAGGAUUAAAAUUCAAGUCUUAUGAUUUUCCUAAAGAAUGCCAAGCCUGUGGGAGCCAGCUGACUUUCUGCCACAGCUUUGCAGAGGACAAACCACAGUUUAUGCCUUAAGUAGUUAAAAUAGUCUUACAUGACUGGUCUCAGUUUCCUCAGUGUAGAAAUACGAGUGCUGGUGCUAGCUGUCUUUAUGGCAGGCAACUUCCUGUUCUGUGCUGUGUCUGAGACGACCUGUGUUUGCUUUCCUGGGCUCUGGGAAAGUUGUCUUGCAGGAGCAGGUGAAUUUUUGCUUGCUAAGCCCCAGCACAUAGUAUGGCAGGAGUUACCUGGUGUAAUCUAUAGCUCUGUAUCAGGUUUUUCAGGUGCUGGACACUGCCCAGACCUGGACUGUACAGUAUCAUAGCUGACCUUGAGCACAGGCAGCCAAACCCAUGGGGGAAGACAGGGCUGAAGUCAAAUAUUAUACACCAGGGUGAUUUGUGCAUGUUGUGUUGGAGCCCUCUAGAUCCCUGGCACUUCCAUCCUCCCAUUAGAUCACCCAGGCCCUGGGAAAGGAAGUUUUGGUCUCCAACACAGUUUGCAGAGGUGGAGGUGGCUGAGAACUCGUUUGAACAGAAGCUGGGACCCCAUCUCUUGUGGAAUUGGUGCUGGUCAAACCAUGUACCCCAAAAACAGUCCCAUAAAGCUUUGUCAGCACCCACUGGCUACAGCUGGCACCUCGUUUCUGUCAGCGUGUUCAUGGGAACAGUGAAUGUUUUCAUACAGUUUCAAAUGGAGGCUGGACAAGUGUCUUGGAAGAUAAGGAAGGAAUUGCGCCAGGCUGGCAGUGGCUAUUGGCUGGCAGAUGUCUUCAGGGAAGUCUUCUCCUUGUUUGUCCUGCUGUAACUCUUCCUUCACCAGCCAUUCACAGCCACUGUUGAGGGCAGAAUGCUGGGCUAGACAAACUGCUGUGACCCAUUGUGCACCUUUUUAUGAUGGAAAUCAACGGCUCAAGAUACAGAUAUUGUCCUGACUCCAGGUUAGGUGUGGAAAUUGAUUCUUACUGGUGUUGACCUUUUCCUGCCAGAAGGGACCGGGAAAAACUAAUCCUGACAAGAAGUUUUGGUAACAAUCACUGGCUUUGUCACUGGAGGUGGCUUGACUUCAUCCCUCUGGCAGAGCCUGGCAGGUUUGUCUGACCAAAAGCAUUAGCUGCCUGUACAUAUCUUCUCAGCCUUUGCCCCUUGCAUUAGGGAAGCAUGGUUCUUCCCAAGCUGAUCUUUCUGCACUUAAGCCAGCUCUGCUUGCCUCACUUUUGGAGACUGGUCCACAGUUCUGGUACUCCAAAGACCUUAGCCUCUUUCAGAGUGGUCCUUCUGUGAUGUGCAUCCUGCUGAUGAAGCAGCUGCCCCGGUCCCUUGCAGUGAUGAUCUGUAACUAGGGAAGGUAUGACAACACUUGUUAGGCUGAGAUCUGCUUUGUGCCCCACCUGCACCACGCAGGGCCCUUAAAAACAGGGACAGAGAGUAAGAAUUUCUCAGUCACAGGCUUCUGGGAGAGAAGUCCAUCAGAGCUGCAAUGUAUUUUGCUUUCUGGGGCUCUCUCUUAUUUGCUGCUUUGUUCCUCUACCAGUGCUGUCUCACCAUUGAAAAAGCCACAUCUGGCUUGAAGCCACUUGAAGCAGCUUGGACAAGAGACUUCCUGCUCUGAACAUUGAAUUAAUGGGCAUGGUCUUUUACAUGAGUGAAAUCCUUUCAGACUUUUGUCCAUGUCAGGCUCCCAGCUCUACUAAUUAAGAGGCUUUUAACUCAGACAGUGUUUGGGAGCCACAGUGCAGCUGGGCUUUUGAAAAAAUGAGGAAAUGCUAGAGGUAGGGAUGUAAUGGGUUGGAUUUCAACUUCAAAAAAGUGUCUCAGAGAGAACAGAACAUCCUCCUUGCAUCAUCUUUUGUUUGCUGCAGCAAAGCUGGGCAGAUGUCAACUGCAUGGGCUGCUCUAGAACUGCAUGUGCUGCUCUAGAACUGAUGAAGCUGAUAAUAAGAAAGUAAGGUCAUCUUUACUUCUGGGGUACUCAGUGUGUCUUAGACAGCUAGAUGGAUGUUUUAGAAAACAUUGCUUACUUGUGCCUUUGCUUAUUCUGGCUAUUUUCUGCAAUCCUGUCAUGGCUCUCACUUUGAAAUCCCGUUUGCUUUCCACCCAUGCUGCUGUCUGGUACAGGAUGAUGCUUGUACUGAGGCUGUAUCUUUGCGAAAGGAAUGGGCCUGGAAAAACCCUUCAGGAAGGUGGCAUGUAGAAGCCAAUAAUUAUCAUUCAUCAAUAUUAUUCCUCACUAUAAUCACCUGUAAAAUUUAGGAAGCAUGAAAUAUUUGGGUCUCUUGUUUUUCUUUCAAGGCCAGCUUUGCCACUUUUACUUGAAUAUGAAAAGUCAGCUGGUGUUCCUUCUGACUUUCUUUACUACUUUCACACACAGACUUGCUGUCAGAAGCAAACUGACUGUCCAGCUAAUGCAUGGAAUCUAACUAGAGUCUCCAAAUUUUCCUGUGUUGUCUCCAUAACACAAAAUAUGCUUGGUAGGAGGGUUUGUUUGAGAAAGAGCAAGAGAGGAAAAACAUGGUCUGCCUUCUUAUUUUUUAUGCUUUCUUCCUUUCUUUCCUCUCCUGUGUUCCCCAAAGCUUGGGUCCAACUGUGUCCAUUGCUUGCCAGGGAUGUUUACUUGACUAGAAACAUAUAAUAGUACCCAUUUAUAGGUAGCCUUCUGAAGAGUAUAGUGUCACUUGAACAGAUAUUUAUUUGAAACAGAGGUGCUCUGGAAAAACACUGAUUUAAAAGGGGGAAUGAAGCGUUCUGCUUGUUCUGUGAAGCAGAACCAUCCUCUGGCUCACAGACCAGCAGUAACAAACAGAGUCAAAGAGCGUGGGGCAUAAUUGCCUUCUCCUUUUGUGUCAGCUUCAUAUCGUUCUCGCACGUGACAUUCUUCCUGGCCAUCAAGCUCUUUAUCCUCCCAUUGUACCAAGAGUGCAAACAGAAUUAGUUUGUUUGUUAUCGUGGCAUCUGUACGUGGCUUUUAAUUUCUUGGAGAUUAAAAAAACCCAAGCAACCCAACCCUCAAGCCCUCUUUGUCCAGCACUGUUUAAAUCUGCUCUCAGCUUGCUUGCACAGCUCUUUUCUGCUCUGCAAUGUAGAAAACAGGACUGCAGACAGAGAAAUCUAAAGCAAUCUGUGCAACAAGGCUUCAAGAAUGUGGUGGCAUUGCUGAAGAGGAGCUGUCUGGAGAAGGUGUCUGACUCCAUGAGAUCACUCUUCUGUUUGGCCCUGCCCUGGGGAAAAAGACUUUGAGAAGAUGGAGAACCAGAGUGGAGUGCUCUUGGGAUACAUCCGCUGGGAAGGAAAAGAGGAAGGGGGUGAGGAGAAUGGGGUGGCUCCUCAUGUUUCUCCUCCCAACCAAAUGAGCAGUCUGGAAGAUGUGCAGGUGGAGAUGCUUGAGAAAGCAAGGGAGCUCUUCCAGCUGUGUGACAAGGAUAAGAAGGGUUUUAUCACAAAGGUGGACAUGCAGCGGCUGCAGAGUGAACUCCCCCUAACCCCUGAGCAGCUGGAGACUGUUUUUGAUAGCUUGGAACAGAAUAAUAAAGGAUACCUGACACCUGUGGAGUUCAGCAUGGGUCUAGGAAAGUUAAUAGGGAUUGAAUUGUGUCAAGGAGCUGGGAGAACAGAUCACUCCAGACAUGAGGAGACCUUUGAGUCAGGCUGGUCAGAUGACUUGGACCCUGCAGAUGAUGAUGAAGAGGAGAAACGAUUCUGCUCCAUGAUGGAGCAGCUUGGAGCAGCCCAUUUGUUUGAAGACCCACAUGAGAUUCGGGAGCUCUGGGCUCGCCUACGAAAGGAGCGUCCAGAGCUCUUAUCCAAUUUUGAAGAGUUUCUGUUGCGUGUUUCAUCGUACAUAAAGGAGGUGAAUCAUGAGAAAGAGUCAAUGGAACAAGCAUUGAAGAGGAAGGAGUCAGAUCAUGAUCGAGAAGUCAGGUGCCUUUAUGAAGAAAUGGAACAACAGAUCAAAGUAGAAAGGGAGAAGCUGGUCUGCCAGGAAGCACUGAGGCAUGACAGGAGUAACCUGCUCCAGAAGGAGCUGCACAACAAAGAGCAGGAGCUGGAGAAAAUCCUCUACCGCCAGAAGAAGCUGGAACAUCAGCUGCAGUCGCUGAACUCAGAGCAGCUGGAGACCCGCGUGCAGAAUGAGAGGCUCCGGCACCUGAAUGAAAACCUGCUGGAAGAGCUGGAGAAAAGCAAAUGGGAGCUAGAGGCAGUGAAGGGGCAGUUACAGGAGCUCCAGAAAGAGGCUCAGCUUGAGCAAGAGCAGAAGGACAGGGAUGUGUUUAGAGUCUCCAAGAACAUGCAGAAAGAGAAACAAAGCCUCCUUCGGCAGCUGGAGCUCCUCAGAGAAAUGAACAAGAAACUUCGAGAUGAGCGAGAUGCUUUUGAAGCCAAGAAGCUGGUGCCUCAGAACAAAAAGCCCCUGUUGAAGAAAGGGUCAGUGCUAGGCAGUUACCUGCUGGAGGACAAACCUGUCAAACGACAACUGGCCUCUGCGGACCUUCCCUUCACCUUCCCAGUGGAUGUGGCAGUGGAAGAACCCAACAGAAAGAACUGUAAAUACUUCCCAGGCAAUGGGGUAUGGAUGAAGACAGGAGAAGGAGGCAGCACAAACUUCGGAGAGAACAGCCGAGAUGAGGAGAGAUGGCCCUUGGCAGCAGAUCCUGAGUGGUUUAAGAUGACUUUGAAGGGUGAUUCUGACUGCAGAAAAAAUGCAGAUGGCUUAGAUGCUGCUCUGCUGCCUCCUCGAGCCCAGCCUGUUGGCACUGAAACCAGGCUCCAAGCACUGGAACCAGCCAGCUGUUCCCCAGAUCGCAUCUUUAAAGUGGUGUUUGUAGGGAAUUCCGGUGUUGGGAAGAGUUCCUUCAUCCACCGCUUCUGCUACGACAGAUUCUUGGCUGAGCUCAAUGCAACCAUUGGUAUCGACUACCAGGUGAAGAGCCUAAUGGUGGAUAACACCCAGGUUGCCUUACAGCUGUGGGAUACAGCUGGACAAGAGAGGUUUCGGAGCAUCACCAAGCAGUAUUUCCGGAAGGCAGACGGGAUCCUGGUGAUGUACGACAUUACGGCCGAGUGCUCCUUCCUGGCGGUGCGGAACUGGAUGAGCAGCAUCCAGGAAGGUAUAGAGGAUGGAGCUGUGGUCUUUCUGCUUGGAAAUAAAUUGGAUGCUGUGCAGAGAGAGACCCGGAAUGUACCCAAGGUGGAGGGUGAAAGGCUGGCGAAGGAGUACAAGGCUGUGUUCUAUGAGUGCAGCGUGAUGACUGGCUACAACAUCAUGGAGCCCAUGCUGCACAUGGCCAGGUUGCUGACAGCACAAGAAGACAGGCAGAGGGAGAAUGCCCUGCAGCUGGAGGAUAUCAGCAGGAGGAAAGGGUGCUGCACAUAAAGCACACCAAUGUGUCAGCAAGAGACGUGCCAAUGCUGUAUCAUGAAACUGGGGGUUCCUUUCAAGAAAGCUGAAUUUGAUGAUACCAGCUCUCUAGAGACUUGGGGAAGGCGAAGCUUUUCCUAGUCUGUGAAUUUUGAGGCAUUAAUCAGGCCAAAAUGUGCAUAUUAUCUGCACUGUUCUACUUCCCAAGUCUGCAUGCAGCCCUGGUCUCUAGAGGCCUCUGCUUCUUUGGGGGAAUUUGGCUGGUCUGAGCUAGUAACACAGACUGGGCCUUCUGUCUGGAGAGGUUGCUUCCCUGUAAAGGGAUGCAGUCUUGUUCAUGUUCUUUAUGGCAAAGAAGUGGCCUAGCAGCAGAGAGCAGAGGAAAGGUGGGUCUGUAUUCAAUAGAAUUUCCACAUAAGAGAGUAAAAUUAUUUUAAAUUUGGGCUAGCUCUAAGUAGUGAUCCAUCUAUCUCGGAGAGAAGCAUCUCCUCUUGGUUCUGCUGCAGCAGUGCUCAGCUGAGAGCCCACUCUGGUGAGUGAGAAUGUUUCCACCAGUUUCUGCAAGAUCUGGAUAGGGCCCUGGAUUUACUGCAGGUUUGGGUUGGACUUGUCAAUAUUGUAGUUAAUAGAUUCCAUAUGUGAUUAUAGUAUGAACUGAUAGGACGAGUCAUCCAAAUGGCUUUCAUUGCUUUGUCACCCCUAUAGACCUUUUCACUGUCCUAGCAGUGUCCUGUGGAUGUUCACGGAACACAGAGCAGUUGCCCUGGGACCCGCAGGCACUGGUGUGUGCUGCUGAUUCAUAGCCCAUUGCAGGAGCUGUGCUGUACAAAUCAGGGCAGCCAUAUAUAGCCUGUUUUAAGGCUGAAUGCUGCCUGUUUCCUCCCAUUCUUAUUCUUUCCUGAAGAAUCUCCAGCAAUUUGGAACUGCCUUACCCACAGUCCUGAAAGGUCCCACCAGAGUGCUUUUAAAUGCACCUGGGCUGGAAGCACAAGGCAGCUGCCUGUAUAAAAUGUACCUUUUUCUCUUGCAGGGACCUUGAGCAACAGCCUCACUUUAUUGCUGAAGGGCUGAGAUAGAGCCUGACUGAAUCUGUUCCCAUUGGGAAGGGUCCUUCUUGUCACUAAAGGGUGGGGCGAAGCAGGGUGAGGAGAAGCACGGGCAGAGGUGGGAACUGUCCCCGAAAGUGCUCCUGUGGGCAUAGCUGCCACUGUGCCUGGGCAUGGAGCUCUGGGCUGCAAUGCUUUCUGGUUUGCCGCUCAGUGGCUCUCAAAGCCUUGGGAUUAAGUGAGAUUUUUGUUAGUGCCCUUUCCCCUUUUGUCUUUGAGGCUGUUUCUGUAUGUGGUGGACAUUUUAGGCACAAGAUGUGAUACUGCAGCUGUGACGCAGCCCCCAGACCUUGUGGCAUAGGGAAGGGCUGUGCUUGUCCAAGGUCUUUCCUCUCUUGGGAUGAGGUGGUUACUCUGAAUGUCUGUUUAUUGCACAAAUUUCCCUGGGAAUAUCCCAUGCAGGAAAAGUGCUCUGAGUCACCUACAGCCUAUCAGUGUUACAAAGAAUUUCCAUCAUUCCUCCCAGUGCCCUUUACUUCUGAUAGGAAAGAGGAAGUUUUUCUCUGGAAGAGCAGGAUUUCUGAGUAAAAGGAAGAGCUAAAAGUAGUAAGAUCCUGCUCAGUCCUUCCAGUUGGCUGGCUGUGGCUCACUGUCCAACUGCACUAACGCCUUCCAGCAACUGGGAAUCAGAAAGUUGUAAGAGGCCCUGAGGGAACCAGGGCAGCUGGUGUGGAGCCUGGAGUUCAGACCUACAGUGCUGCCAGGGGAACUGCUCGUGUUUGCAAGAAGUGAUGUUUGGGAGGGGAGAUCCAUGCUAGGGUGUUCUGACCAUGCACCUCCCACACUCUUUACACAGCACACCCGAGACAGAAGUGUGAAAUUUGCCUGACACACACAUACAGGCCAGUUCUGUGUAUUACCUUUAUCAGUGCUGUCAUACUGCAAUGGUGAGAACGAUCAGGUUCUUUUAAUGUACAACCUCAAGUAUGUUUUCUUAGUGUGCAACCAGUACAGGCAAUAAAGAAAUGCUGUCUUAAAA
Molecule: messenger RNA, 9138 nt
Organism: Parus major (Great Tit)
Lineage: Eukaryota; Metazoa; Chordata; Aves; Passeriformes; Paridae
Gene: CRACR2B
Product: calcium release activated channel regulator 2B
Exons: 18
Coding region: 4939-7068 (709 amino acids)
Molecular function (GO): calcium ion binding; GTPase activity; GTP binding
Source: RefSeq, a predicted model, not a curated record